UUCAUAACCUUUUCAACCAAAAAUUAGUUUAUAUUCUAAUAAAAAUACCGUAUCCAAAAAUGGUUUCCCAGAUUGAUAUAACUUAUACUCAAAUUAUAAAUUAUUUCAAUGUUUAUUGUAGACGAACGAUUCGACUGUUGUUGUUCAUUUUUUCUAUCCCGUUGUUGUUUUCUAUUUUCUAUUUACAUUCACGAGGGACAGUGAAGGAACACCAUUCACAAUUCAAUUCUAUCGAUUGGGAUUUGGGGCUAUAUGUAAAAUACAACUUGAUGGAGGAGACAUACGGAGGAAAAUGGAACAAAACCCCAGAAAAAUAUCAUCUUUAUAACAACUGCACUUUGGAAUAUGCAAAUUCCAAUAAAUUGCAGCAAGACCAUCCCUGUGUCAUUCGACUUAUUCAGAACACUUUUCUGCGUCAGCCGUCAUCUAUACACAUCCCUUAUAACCUAAACUACCCAGAAAAGUCUGAUCCUUCUGAUGGACAAUCAAAAGGAAUUCUUCGACUUUUAAGAAAUCAAACUAAUGGCUUUUUCAUCGAGUGUGGUGGGUAUGAUGGGGAACACCUAUCUAAUACUCUAUUUAUGGAGCGAUUCCUGAACUGGAAGGGCAUGCUUAUUGAAGCAAAUAAAAAGUCUUUUGAUUUACUUUCAACCCGUAAUAGAAAAGCUUACAUGUCACCUGUUUGUCUCAGUACAAACCCAUACCCCAUGCAAGUUUUCUACAAUACAACACAUACACUUCGAAGUUCUAUUGUUGAGAAAGAAGAAACAACAUUUGGGCAAGAAACAGGAAGUCAAAGCAGUGAAUAUUUUUUAACAAACAAUUCAGAAAACGUUUACAAAACACAAUGUUUUCCAUUAUAUUCGUUACUACUUGCUGUUGGCAGAACGCAAAUCGAUUAUUUCAGUUUAGACGUUGAAGGUUCUGAAUACAAGAUACUGAAAACCAUUCCUUGGGAAAAAGUUGAUAUCAAGACAUUGACUGUGGAGUGGGAUCAUACUGUUGAAGGUGAAGGAGCCAUAACACGCUUAUUAGUAAACAAUGGGUUUGUCAAAUUUGGUCACAUUGAAAUGUCAUACUCACGUGAAGUUGUUUUCGUCCAAGACUUUCUUAAGGAUCUCAGACUUUAUGAAUAA
Molecule: messenger RNA, 1136 nt
Organism: Daphnia pulex (common water flea)
Lineage: Eukaryota; Metazoa; Arthropoda; Branchiopoda; Diplostraca; Daphniidae
Exons: 6
Coding region: 60-1136 (358 amino acids)
Source: RefSeq, a predicted model, not a curated record